AGGUGCUGGAAAGACAAGAAAGUGAGCGCUGCCGGCCGCCAGGAGGAGGCGCCAGCUGCUCAGGACGCCGGCGCCCCGCGCGGCGACGCGCGCAGUGGCCGGGAAGGGGCGCGGGUAUCGCGGGCCUUAUUUCACCGCCAGCAGCAGAGCGAGCCUGGCGCCCGGAGGCUUCGGGAGCCUGCGAGGCAGGCGGAGAGGCGGUGACGACCCCGUGGGGGUGACGCGCGCGAGGCUGCGGGGGUCCCGCCGCGCGCGCCCGCGCCACUCCUGCACCUCUGCGCGGGCCCGGCCGGCCCAGGCGGCGAUGGGGCUGCUGCAGCUGCAGCUCGUGGCCCUGCUGGUGUCGGGUCUCGUGGGGGCUGGAGGAGCUGACACGAUCGGGAACACCAGCCAGGGUUUUCUUGAAUUUUCUGUGGGGAAAUUUAGAUACUUCCAGCUCAACAAGCCUUUUCCACAGGAAGCCAUUUUGCAUCAUAUUCCAAGCAACGUGAGUUUUGUCAUAUUCCAGAUACAUUCACAGUAUCGGAAUACCACAGUUUCUUAUUCAAGGACUGUCCUCCCCAGCACUUCUGCCACAGGCAAUGACAAAGGACUGGUUUCCAUUCUGAGACCAGAGCAGAGUACGUGCACUUGGUAUCUGGCAUCUGUAGAUGCGAAGCCUGUCCAGAGUGUGGCCAUUCCGCUCUCUUACUCGGAAAGAGAUCCUAUCCCUGGAGGCUGUAAUUUGGAGUUUGAUUUAGAUAUUGAUCCCAACAUUUACUUGGAGUAUAAUUUCUUUGAAACGACUAUCAAGUUUGCUCCAGCAAACCUAGGCUAUGCGAGAGACGUGACUCCUCCAUCCUGUGAUACUGGGAUGGGCCAGGAGUUUAGGUGGAGGUUGCAGUACGAUGUAUAUCAGUAUUUUCUGCCUGAGAAUGAGCUCGCAGAAGAUGUGCUACUGCAGCACCUGCAGAGAAUGGCCCAGGUGUUCCAGGUGAAGGCCAGUGCUGCGAAGGUGGUUACCUUGACAGCUAAUGAUAAGACAAGCGUUUCCUUCUCCUCCCUGCCUGGACAAGGAGUCAUUUAUAAUGUCAUUGUUUGGGACCCGCUCCUAAAUACAUCUGCUGCUUAUGUUCCUGCUCACACAUACGCUUGUACAUUUGAGGCACGGGAAGGCAGCUGUGCUUCCCUUGGAAGAGUCUCCACCAAAGUGUUCUUCACUCUUUUUGCCCUGCUUGGUCUCUUCAUUUGUUUCUUUGGACACAGAUUCUGGAAAACAGAAUUAUUCUUCAUAGGCUUUAUCUUCAUGGGAUUCCUCUUUUACAUUCUGAUUACAAGACUGACACUUCUGAAGUAUGACGUUCGACUGACCCUGACAGCUGUCGCUGGCGGUGUCAGCGGAGUUUUCCUGGUGGCCAUCUGGUGGCGAUUCGGGACCCUCGGGCUGUGCAUGCUGUGUGCUGGGCUUGUCCUGGGCUUUCUCAUCUCAGCAGUGGCCUUCUUCACGCCUCUGGGAAACCUAAAGGUUUUUCGUGAUGAUGCUGUGUUUUGGGUGACUUUCUCUUGUAUCACUGUCUUCAUUCCAGUAGUUUUCUUGGGCUGCCUAAGAAUACUGAACAUCCUGACCUGCGGAGUGGUUGGCUCGUACUCGGUGGUUUUGGCUGUUGACAGUUACAUGUACACAAGCCUUUCUUACAUCACUCUGAACGUUCUCAGGAGGGCACUCAACACGGAUUUCCACAGAGCUUUCACAAAUGUGCCUUCUCAAACUAAUGACUUUAUUAUCCUGGCAGUAUGGGGGAUGCUGGCUGUCAGCGGAGUCACGUUACAGAUACGAAGAGAAAGGGGGCGACCGCCUUUCCCACCUCACCCGUACAAGCUGUGGAAGCAAGAGAGAGCCCGCCGCAUAACAAACAUCCUGGAUCCCAGCUACCACCUGCCUCCGCUGAGAGAAAGGCUUCAUCGUCAGUUGACCCAGAUCAAAGACCUCUUCCAGAAAAAGCAGCCUGCAGGAGAGAGGACUCCCCUGCUUCUUUAGAGUGGUGUGGGUUUGGUCAGGGAACCUCAACUCUGGAGCUCACGCCAGAUGGCUUCAGCAGUCUGCGGUGUAUUGCUAACAUGGUCACGCCUGGCAUUUCAGGGUGUCUUUACUGAUACAUGGUGAGGGUUCACUAGGCCAUCAGGAUGAGUCUAAGUCAGAAAGGUGACCAAAAAAGUUGGUGGUAGGGAGGCUUUUCCUUAUUCAAAUUACCCGAAUGCAUUGUCUUUUGGUUUACAGAUCUAGGAUCCAUACAGUCCAUUCAAUACACCAAAAACUCAAAAAUGAGUAACAGGGGUUCUCGCCCUGCUGUUUUUUUCUGUAAGUCCUCGACAGUCCCCUUCCCUGACUCUAACCGUGGGGAGUGGGAGGUAUUUCAGUAUUACAUUGGGCAUUUGCCUCUCUGUUUGCAGAUAGAGGGAUUUGAUCCUGAGCCCUUGAAUGUCAGAAUAUAAAAAGUCAUUUUUUUUCUUAUGUAACCAAUCUGGGUACUUGGUUUGCAUGUUCUUUUAAUCAACAAGGUAUCUUCGUUUUAACAUUUAAAAUUUUUAAUUGUAAACUACACGUUAAACUCACCAACUUAUUUUUAGGGUACAGUUCAGUGGGAUCCCUUUGUUUUUGCCUUUCAUUGCUUAAAAAACGCUAACUUUUCAAGUGGUUAAAUCACAUCAGUCAUUUAGAAAUUCUACAUAGCUAAUAGAAUGUUUAUAUAGGUAAUUUAUUUAUGUUCCAAAUAAAGGACUUGGGUUUUUUUUUUUUUUCCUUUCAAGACCUUUUAAGAUAGUGUUUAAACUGCAUUAGGUGACAUGGAUCAUGUUUCAUUUCAAGGAAAUAAGCUGAUCCCUAGCCUUAAUGUAUGGUGCCAUUAACAACCUUGAAAAAAUUCCUUCUUUUUGCCAAAAUAGCUGUGUUAGCAUUAAGGUACAGUAGUUUUUAAUUGGUUUUGACUGCUUUCUUGUCAUGCGAGCCUGUGCACUGUGUUUUGAAGUGAUAAGGAGGCAGUCAGUUAUCAAGGAGACUGGGUGUGAUCUGCGUUUAAUCAGGCCCAGCUUGGAUACCCGAAGGCAGGUGCCCUGAGUUUGGUAUUCUUUUUUUUUCUUUUUGUCUUUUUCCUUUUUACCGGUACCAGGGAUCGAACUCACAACUGCCUGCUUGCAAGGCAGGCACUUAUGCUGCUGAGCUAAAUCCCCAGCCCCAAGUUUGGUAUUCUUGAUUAAUCACAAAAAAGACCCCGGCAGCCCUGGGCCGCUUUCCUCCUGCUCACUGCCUUUUUUUCUUACCUGAUGGAGCUCUGGAUUGUGAGCCAGUUCCUCUCACAAGCUGGGGUCGUUUGUGGCCAUGGCACAUAAUGUUUGUGAGGUAACCACUACGUAAGUGAUGCUGCUUGUUUGAAUUUCUUCAGGGUAUAAAAGAUUAUUGAAGUUUUGUGUACCUGGAGAUACCUUUAACUUUUGCUUUUAAAAGUGUGUUGGGAAGGGUUAAAAAAAAAAAACCUGAGAAAAUAGAAAAUGAACCGUUUUUGCUUUGAAAAAAUCAGUGCAGGUAUCUACUUACUGCUCUAUAAUUCUUAUUGUUUAUAACUUCAGCCAAAAAAAUCUGAUUGAAAAGGUACUGUAGGGACUCUGGUUUCUACCGUAUCUUUGUACAUUCUAACAAGGUUUAAUGAAAUGUCGUGAGUUAUUCUCUGUACCACCAAAAUUUCUGUACUGCCUCAACUGUAGAAGGCAGAUCACACUUCUUUGGAGAGAGGACACAAGUUAUUUAAAAACUUUCACUAUGACUUGUAAUUUUAAAAAGUCACUUUGUACAAUUUUUAUAAUAAAUUCCUGUUUUCAAAAA
Messenger RNA from Cavia porcellus (domestic guinea pig), 3856 nucleotides. It is a transcript of the gene Tm7sf3, whose product is annotated as transmembrane 7 superfamily member 3. Gene Ontology annotation, cellular component: plasma membrane. The record is from RefSeq and is a predicted model, not a curated record. Gene Ontology annotation, biological process: negative regulation of programmed cell death. The transcript has 12 exons. Lineage: Eukaryota; Metazoa; Chordata; Mammalia; Rodentia; Caviidae. Bases 305 to 2017 code for a protein of 570 amino acids.